AUGGUGGUGGAGAAAGAGAUGAAUGUUACUAACAUCCGUGCUAACGCAACCCACAUACCAGAGCGCUUUUCGCACAGCUUCAAGCGUGUGUGGUGCACACAUGGCUCAACGCAAUCCUCCCGCGGCGAGGGUCUCCGCAUUUGUGCAUUGAGGUACACUGGAUGUAAGGCGAGCUUCCUGGUACGGUGUGUCGAGAUUGUCAAACAGGGUAUUGCUGCAUGGGAGGUGCAAGUGGACUCGGACACUGAGAUAUCUACGCACAACCACGAAACAAACAAGCUCAUUUUCGACUCGUAUCGUGGAGCAAAGUCCAUCUCGAUUCCGGCCCAGGUUCGCCGAGAGCUUGGGCUCUUGACGGAUAUGAAGACGAGAACUUCGGAUAUCAACCGAUAUCUGUCGAAGCAGCUUGAUAUAGUUUUAUCUCUCCAGCAAACAAGAAAUAUUCUUAAGCAAGUACUAGGAAGUACGACACUUGCGAGGACGGACACAAUUUUGGAUGGGUUUGCGGAUGGAGAUGCUGGCAGCUUGGUUGUAAGUGUGUGUGCCAGCCUCCACAUCAUCUCCUCCCUUAAGUUGCUUAACAACUUCGGCAAGUUCCGUUCUCAAUGUAUUACGAUGGUGGGGACGGUGGAGCUGGCUGGCUAA
Molecule: messenger RNA, 645 nt
Organism: Phytophthora nicotianae INRA-310
Lineage: Eukaryota; Oomycota; Peronosporomycetes; Peronosporales; Peronosporaceae
Exons: 5
Coding region: 1-645 (214 amino acids)
Source: RefSeq, a predicted model, not a curated record